GUGUGGGCGGGAGAGAGAGAGAGAGCCAGGCCGAAGCGCGCGACUGCGGUUAGGGCUCGCGAGUGAGUCGCUCUCUUUUCUGAAGGCAGCCGGGCUCGGAAGCCGAGUCUUCGGUUCGUUCGUUCAACUUUUGUCGAGGGUGGCCGGCCGGGGACAGCGACUUCGGGGGGCGGGCGGGAUUUAUUUAUUUAUUGAAUUUAUAUACAGUACCACCCUAUACCCGGAGGUUUCGGGGCGGUUCACAGAACAAAAUCAAAAUAUAAAACCACGAAAUAUAUAAUCAAAAUAAAACAACAACAAUCCAAUAACCCCCCUCCCCAAGAAAAGCCACCUUUUAAAAGAACAUAGGAUGUCAAGAUUACUUGUCCUAACCUACCUCACAGGAUUGUUGUGAGGAGAGAGAGAGAGAAAGGAAGCGCGUAGGGGGAGAGAAUGACUUAUGCUUCCUUGAAUUCACUGGAGGAAAGCUGGGAUGUAGAUAUAAUAAUAAAAUAAUAAACGAAAUGGCAGAUGUGGCACAGUGCUGUCACUUGCUCACUAGGAUGGGGUGGGACGAGGCAGAGUGGCGGCAAGGCCAGAGAAAAGCACUGCAAUAGUGCUACUCUUUCCUUGCACUGCCCCAUCUCUUUCCCUUAUUAAAUAUAUUUUUCAACUGCUUGAGCGUUUUUAAAAGUUUCAAAACAAAAAUGAGUAUUGGAGAAGGAUGGGCAGAAGGUUGGCUGGGAUCUAAAGUAUUGGUAGAUAUCUGGGCGAUUUGAAGUAGAUUGGUAAGAUUUUCUAAUGCUAAUUGUUCGGCAGUAGCAACAGCAAAAUGAUCCUCCCCAAUUAUACUAAGGAAAUGACAAAAGUACUGCAAACUCCAUCCAGUUUGUCAGAACAAAUCUAUGUGUUUAGAGUUCCAGAAUUCUAAGUGUAUGUAUUUUGCACCUGUCUCUCGCUGAUGGAUCUGAUUGAUCUCAGGGUCCUUUAUUUUCUAUUAGUACAUCCUGCCAUCUGUUGAUCCCUGUUUUAGAGGAGAUAAGUGUGUGAUACAUUGAUUUCAGCAGGGUUCAGGACUUGGCUGCGCUCUCUCACUUCCCUUGUUCCCAAAAGAAACCUUUUGCCUGCUGCUGAUAGUCCUGUAAACAUUAAUGGUAUCAGUACUAAAUGACUUUUUUAUAAAUGAUAUUUCUCAUUAGAAGUGAUUAUUCCCAUUUUAGAUUUGUGGUCAAUGAACUCAACUAGUUAGCAGAUUAAUCAAGAUAUCAUUUUACAGAUUUAAUGUUUUUUAAGAGAAACGUACUGUAUUGAAAUGUGAGACACCUUGUGGUAGUUAUAUGAAAUUGAGGCUAACUUAAAGAAAACACUUUGCUUUAGAUUACUGUAGAAUCUUUAAAAUCAGCAAAGCUCAACAUUAAUUUUUAAACUAAGGGUCUGCUGUUGAUACAGCUGAUGAAUGUCUCUUAUGCUUAACUACUAAGGUAUAAGUUCUUUACAAACUAAACUGGAACUAAGCUCCAUUGAAAAAUGGACAUAUAUAGGAUUACACUGAGAAGACAUAAAUGAGAUUGUACUUUAAAUUGCUUUUUUAACUUCAAGGAAUUUGGAUUGCAGUUAAGGGGUUAUGGAAUGAGUUAUAGGAAAUAUUUAUUUAAAAGGGAAUGCAUGUGUGUCCGUGGUUUCUGGACAUUAAGUUCAAUUGCUUUAAACAGGAUAUUAUUUCUUUCAGAUGGUAUGAAAUUUGGAAGUGCAAGCUAGCUGUGAUGGCUUCUCAGGAAUUUACUGUGAGUUUCUGAUAUUUCAACAAUAUAUUAUAUAUAACAAUAUUCCACAUACAUCAGGAUGACAUGGCAUUUUAUAAACAAUAAAACAUCUUUGUCACUCCAUUCAGCCCCAGAAAAGCCCUCUGAGAUGGCUCACAAUCAUCAAUUAAAAGUAUAAUAGGAUGAAAUAUAAUAAAAUUAAUUUUGAAAUGUCACUGAAAUGUUUGUUUAUAUAUCAAAACAGGUUUUAUACACACACCAAAAGACUAAAAAAUCUAAAGUGUGGCAAGACGGAAUUUUGAAGUCCCUUCUAGGGGGCAAUAAGGUAAAAUAUUGAUUAAUAAAGUAUUAUACUGAUACCAUCUGUGGGUGUUACUGUUUUGUUGCUCAAUGAAAUACCAUUCUAUUUUUCUUUCUGCUGUAAUACAGGCAACUUUAUGUGAUGACAAAGGACAGGUUUUGGAUAGCAUAUUUGUGAAGUUCCAGGUACAUGCUUUUAAUUUUCCUUAAUUUUUUUUACUUGAUUAGCAAUUCUGGAAGACAGGUUGCUUGUUUAGUUGAUCCAAUCUCUGCUGGCUUAUCUUGGUCACAUUUGUUAAGGCCCAUGGAAGGGAAAGAAGAAAGCCAGCAGGGUUUAAAGUGCCUGCUGUUGCUGUCCAAAGUGCCAGGAAAAAACACAGCAUUUUUUUGCCGUUAUCUUCCUGGUGCUUUGCACAGCAGCAACAGGCACUGAUAUUCUUUCACCCCCUUCCUCCUCAGGGAUAGGUGUGGGUGGGGAUGAAGCUUUCUUUUUCUCCAUUGUUGAGGAUGAAGGAGGAAAUGAAAACUUCAAACCUUCAAUUUGGUAUAUAUACACAUUGCAUAUAUAACGAAAUGGUGGAAGUUGUAUUAAUGCAUUAUGUGUUGCAUUCAGUAUGCAUUCAUAUAUACUCACUACUACAUAUUUAUCUCUUUAGGUAAAGCCGGGAGAUGAUUUAGAAAGUGAGAAAUAUUUAAUCACAGUUGAAGCUGAGAAAACUUCUGAAACUGGUUUUAGUGAUCAGCCAAAGAACACAGAAGUACCAGUGUUAAUAAGAAAUCAUUUGAAGUCUUCUGCCUCUUCAUCUCUGCGUCUGCCAGUUGGCCUAAAACGAAAACAUACUGUAUGUCAUUCUUUCUCCCUCUCCUUUUUACACUCACACAAUGUAGAAGGAAGCCUUUUGAAUAAGUGAGAGAGAUAGAGAUCUAUAGCUAGUUAGAAAUUUUUUUGGGGGGAGAGUAAAAAAACCCAACUCUGAUUUUUUACAAUUUGAACUGCAUGUGACAGUUUCAUUGAUGAUCAUUUUCAUCUCUAGCCUCUUAAGUACAAAGUGUGUUACAAUAUAAGGUGUCCAAAGUCACUUACUAUAUUGCUCAUUGGAUAACACCAGUAAUUAUAAUGCAUAAUCAGGCAAGUGAAACACAGUAAAUGGAAGCAAAUUGUGCAAGGGGAUCCAUCAGCUAUAAAGUAGGAAGUACUUUGUGGACACUGAGUAAUCGAGUGGGGUGCCCAUGCCCAGGCUGAAAGUUACUCUUGGGGGAAUGUGCCUCUUGGGUUGUAAAAUCCAUAUAAUACAUGGAACUGCACAUCAUUGUUUCAUGGGCUCAGGUGGGGGCCCUCUUUACUAUUAAGGAGAUUGUAAAAGUUAUUUUAUCCUACUUAGAUGUACUCAGCUUUUGUUACAUGAAAAACACGUGCUUUUCAGUCUUUUUAGUUUAGCGAUUCAGUAAAAUAUUGCAUCAUAAAUACAGAAAUAUAGUACAUAUUUCUACUUCUUAAUUCUAAAACUUCAAUUGUUAAACUUCCCACAAACUGAAAAUAUUCUCUUCUUAGGGUUUCCAAGGGCCACGGCAGGUGGAAAAGAAAAUGACAACAGUGGAAGUAUCUGCAGCAGUAGCAUCACCUUCAUCCAAGGAUCCUCAUUCAUCCUUCCCUUCUCAGUUCUAUGCCAGUUCCCCUUUAUUUUCUGUCCCUUGCAAGACUAAGUUACACUCAGAAUUGAAUCAGAGCGCUUUCAAAGUGAAUGGCUCAGAUGCUGAUUCUGUCAUUCCAUCCGCUUUUACUCACAAAGUGGUACAAAGUAGAAUCCUUAGUACUGAUGGUGAAGCUGCUGAAUAUUUGAAGCCAGGAGUUCAACUGGAUAAUGGAAUGGGCAAAUCAAUCUACCAUGCAAGUAACAGUGUGGCAGUUUUGCAGAAUGCCAGGAGUAAAGCACAAAUCUUAGCAAUUCUGAGCGGGGGACAAAAACAUUCUAAAGUUUCAGAGGAUGAAACUGAUAUAUCAUUGGGAAAUCAAUCACCAGCAUUGAUGAAAUCAGAAUUCCAUCAGGAAGGCUCACUUUUAUCUGAAUCAUCAAGAAGCACAGAGUCUUUCUGCAAAGAAAAGAUGGCAUCUCUUUUGAGCUCUGCAAACAACACAACCAAAGAAACCAUUAAAUACAUAGCACCACUGCAUUUCUCAGAAAAAAACGUAAAAACAAAAAGCCGAUGGGAUGUAUAUUUGCCAUUGUCUUUAGCUGAAAAGUCUCCUGACAAAGUUGAGGGAGAAUACAAUGAUAAGAAUGCUAGCGAUCUUCAGGACUUGAAGGAAGAUGGCACUGAUAAUAGGAGCCAAUGCACUGAGGACCAUAAAAAAUUUCCAGAAGUGCCUGUUUCCUUGAAAAUCAAUAUGUCUCCUGUCAGUAAUAGUUCUGUCAAACACCAACCACAUAGUAUUGUACCAGCUGAAUCAAUCGUGUGGAAAGAGAAUUGCACAGUUUUAUCAUCUGUUGGUAGUAUGAAUUACUCAGAUUGUAAUGCUGAUAAACUCUCCACAUCCAAUAAAUGCACAGAGAUUGAUAAUUUGGAUCAGCCACAAAAUGAAUCUCAUCCAGUAAUAUGUUCUGAAUGUUUCUCAAAUAAUUCUGCAGAUGGAGAGUUUGGUGACACAGAAAAGCAGUUUAUAGAGGUUAACUUCAAUCUGUUGGAUACACUAGAGUUUAGUGACACAGAGGGUGGAAAACUUCAUACCAACCACACAUUUUCACAAGGUUCAGCAUGCUUUAAAGAGGAAACUGAAGCACCAUUUGAUACUGGUGUUCAAGUGCACAGUAACAUAAAAGCUUGUAGUAGUCAAGGGGAAGAUAAUGUGCAGCCCACAUUUCUGCAAGAUGGAGGUAUGAAUUGUGUCUCAGAAUGCCAGUCACUGCAAGUUUGUGAUGAAAUCUCUGAGGAACCUAACAAGAAGGAGGAAAAUAGUGCAACUCUUCCAUUUCUUAAAAAGCUGCCACAUUCAGAGGCUAUGAUUGUUGAUGAAAGGGUAGAGACAAAUGCAAUAAAUAUCCAAAAUAUAUGUAAUCACAGAGAUCUUGGUACAGACUUGUUAAUGGUGAAUGAUAUGGACUGUGAUGUGAAUGAUAGUGAAUAUCCUAAUCCAACAACUUGUCUUGCAAAAGGGAAUGUUCCUGCUAUUUUACAUGGUUGCCUCAUGGACAAAAGUAAUGAAGAAGGUACUGAGGUUGAAGCAGGUAAUUCCCAACCUAGUUCCUUAGGUAUUUGUCAUAACAACAUGAAACAGAGCAACCAUUUGCUAGUUCUCACUGAAAAAUACAAUAUUUCUCAUGGUUCCCCUCAGUAUAUUUCAGACAAAAAUGAUGCUGCUUCAGAAAAAAAUCUGGAUUUGAGGCAACUCCCUCAUCCCUUAACUUGUGAGACUUCAGAUGAAUCACAAAUGGAUCAAAAUGAAAAUGCAGUUAAUAACUUGGAUUUUUUUAACAAGUUCAGUAAAUAUGAAGGAAAGGAUUCUAUUUGUGUUGAAUCUUCACUUGACUCUUCAAGCCUUCCCCAGCUGGUAAAUGGUUUCAGCCUGUUAAAAUCACUUACAGAACAUAGCACAGCCUUAGAAAGCCUGCAAAUGAUAGAGGAAAGUACUUCUUUGCUACCGAGGGAGAGACUAAGAAAAAAACAAAAGCCAACAGGACCUGAAGGUUAUUAGCUUCUAUUAUUUAUUUUUUUGAAUUUUGUUUUGAAAUAUUGAUUGCACUUUUCUACUGGUUUUCCUAGUUCAUUUUUCUAGUAUGGAAAUGUAUGGCAAGCUAAUUCAUUGUCAAAAGCAGUUUUGUUCUGCAUGUGAAACAGUCUCUUUGAUUAUCCUGAAAUAAAAGAGAUAAUACCUUACUUUAGAAUAGGGAUGGGGAAUCUGUAGCCCUCCAGAUGUUGUUGGACUUCCAACUCCCAUCAUCCCUCCACUGAGCAUUCCUAAGGAAAUGUCUUGUCCAUGGUGAGAUCAUGUUUUGUUUUGCUCCAAACAAACCACACUAUACCCAAGGUUUGUUAUUGGCUUUCCAAUAGGAGUUUGGGUGAAGCAAACCACAAUCCACUUUGGACAUAAUGGUAAGCUAGGGAUCAUGGUUUGGUUUUUUUCAUGUGCUUGUGGGGAGGAGCAAAACAACCAAGUCCAGCAACUUCAUGGUAAACAGAUAUGGUUUACGGUAACAUCAAAACAAGACCAGUGGAUUUCUUUGCAGCAUGUUUGUCACUGAUGUGGCUAAUAAUGCUAAAGUAAAAUAUGUGUAGUUAGCACCUAACAUUCCUAUAAGCAAUAGCAUUGACUUUGAAAACAUCACUCAACUUGAAUGCAAGAUCUUCAAUAUUUUUUAUCACUGAACUAGCUUCAUGACUGAGCCUUAUUGUGCUUUUCUUUCUUUUGUAGCUAUGCAACAGUUUCCUGAAGUUCCCUUUUCUGAAGAUGUGCAGAUAACAUCUUGCCUGCAUUCUGCUUAUCCUAAAAUGGUAACCUUUUGGACUUUGUAAUUCAUCACUAAUAGCUUUUAUGUAAAUAUCUCAUUACACAAGCUGAAGGCCCAUCUACUUGUGUGUAUUUUCCACCUCACUGUCGUCUUCUGUGUUCCUAUCAGCCACCCCCUCUGAACGCCUGAAAACUGGCUGCAGAGAGUAAGAGGCCCUCUACAGCAAGUUUUGUGAGAUGGAAUAAAAAUUGCCAACACUACUGCACACACAUUACUGCAUAAAAAUAAAAAUAAUAGUAAUCAUCACCAUAAAUUGUGGGUAUUGGAAAAAACGUAUUUCAUUUGAUAAGUUCACUGCAUCAUCGUGUUAAAGAAAAUUUUGAAAUGAGAUGGUUUGUGGGAGAGGAUUGCAGUAGGUAAAGGACAAUAUAGAACAUUUGCUCUACUCCAGUAUGGAAAUUCAUUUUUCCUACACAAAUGUAAAAUAGAUUUGUGGGGCUUUUGCUCAGAUAUAGUUGUUUUAAGAAACUGUAAAUUGUAUUGCCUUUCAGCCUUCUGAAGGCAAUGAGCUGGUUGUACAGUGGUGCCUCGCAAGACGAAAAGAAUCCGUUCCGCAAGUCUCUUCGUCUUGCGGGUUUUUUCGUCUUGCGAAGCAAGCCCAUUAGCGGUUUAGCGGAUUAGUGCUACAGUAUUAGCGGCUUAGCGGGCUUAGUGGAUCAGCUGAUAAGCGGCUUAACUCAUAAGCAGCUUAACGAUCAGCUGAUAAGCGGCUUAGCAUCAGCUGUUAAGCGGCUUAGCCAUCAGCUGAUAAGCGGUUUAGCAGCUUGGGAAAAAGGGGGGGGGAGGAAAAAAACCCCGCAGGAACUCGCAAGACAUUUUCGUCUUGCGAAGCAAGCACAUAGGAAAUUCGUUUUGCGAAGCACCUCCAAAACGGAAAACCCUUUCGUCUAGCGGGUUUUCCGUCUUGCGAGGCAUUCGUCUUGCGGGGCACCACUGUAUUAUAUCACCGCAUUACAAAAUGAGACUGUGCUAAGUACAGAAUGGUGCAUCCUUCUCUUGACCCAUUUCUGAUCAUUUCCAGGAUACUUCCUCAAACACUGAUGCAGAGAAGCCCACAGCAGCUACAGUAAACAUGCUACAUGACCAGGUUCCUUUUGAAGUGGCUGACAGUCAAACGAAGGUAUAGCUUACAAAGAGAUGACUUGGAAAACCUCCCACAGCCAACACCUCCAAAACUUUCACUGCCUCCAUGCACCUCAGGACCUUCUCAGACUACUUUUGAAACUGGAAUUUUUAAACAGCAGUUUGUAAUAUGACCUGGAGGGCCAGGUGUUCAGCAAUAAGAAGUAAAAAGUUCCACAGUCUGCAUUAAAGUUGCCAUCUUAUCUCUUAUUUUAUCAUUGAAGGUUAAUUUUCAGUGGUAUAAUGAAUAAGUAUUCUUAGGAUGGCCUCCUAACCUCUGAUGUUGAUGGCUGAGGUUUGCUUAGAAUAGUUGUUAGGCUUCUCUCAUCCAGCAGAGAUGAGUAGAAAGCCUUGGGGUGGGGCUGGAAUAUGGAUCUGUUGAGUGGCCCAAAACUCAGGCUUGUUGACUCCGGGCUGGUGUACCAAAAAUGUGUGAAAAUCCAACUCCCACCUUCUACCCUGGCAGGCCCAAGCAACAAAUGUGUGGUGCUAAAUUGUAGUUCUUUGUUCUCCUAUGAUUUCCUUUUAUUAAUCUAUCUCUUAAAUAUAUGUAGCUAGUUGAAUUUCAAGGGUACCAAGUGAGAGGAUCUGCAGCUAGUGAGAUAAUGAUGAGAGUACCCUCUUCACAUCUUAGAUGGGAUCCACAGGCUGAUAUGACAGAAUUUGAACUUGCUACAAAGGAUGGCUGUUUUUUCUCAGCCCAAGAACUAGGCAGCCCUGUGCUGCCUGGCUUUAUUCAGGUAAACUGUAGAAUGCUUUUUAUAGAAAGCUUUAUUUAAUCAAUGAACAUAUGGCAAAAAUGUGAAAUAAUUUAUUAAGUGAUCAUAAACAUGUUUUAAAAGACUACAUGAAAGUUGCAAAUAAGGACCUCAGUUGGCCCAUUCCUGACAUAAAUCUGUCAAUGACUUCUCUGAAAACGUGUUCCUAUACUUAAUUCCCUUGGUCCUUCUGGUGCAUUAAACAUCUUCCUUAAUAUGUACAUGGUGCCACCUUUUAAUCCCUCUUCAAAAUUCACUGUUUCUGCAAACCCUGGUUUAGUCUGAAUUUUCAUGGGGUAGUCAAAAACAAUUAUGUGUAGCUGUACCUGCUCACAUCUGUCAUUUCCUAGGCUUCUUUCUCUCUUCAUUUUGUUAUUUUUCCCUGUGUUGAUUUCAGAUUUUCUCCUGUUUUGGGGAGUAAGGACCCUGCUUUCUUUUCUUUUCUUUUCUUUUUUCUUUCUUUUGCUUGAAACUCUGUAAAGCAUUGUUUGAAAUUUCUGUUGCAUGACCAGAAGCCUGUUCAUGUGAUGUUUGGGUAUCAUUCAUUAUCAUUGUUUUGUUUUUGUUUUUUUGUAAUUAAAAGUAAUGUGAAAGAUCUAAGUUCAUUCAACUGGGUGUGCUUGAUUUUUUAGCUUUACAAUUGUUUCUCUGCCAUCUUCACAGCCUCCAGACUGCCACUUUCCCCCAAAUUCAAGCAGUGAAAAAGCAGUGAUAGAAGCAGAUGAAAACAAUUUCCUGGUGACAAGGGUAUCUCCAGAUUUACCUAUGGACAAUGCAAAAAGCUUUUUCCGUAAGAAUGUUUUGUUUGUUAUUGUUGUAAAUAAUGGUUGUGCCAGCAGACAUAGCAAGGGGGGAAAGUAUGCACCCUUGUGCAAAAGUUGGCUUGCAAGUGUUGAAUACCAGAGUGAUAGAUUUCAGAUUCUUAUAGCCUUGCAAUGAGAUAAUAUGUACAUUCUGAGCAUUCUCAGCCUGCUUUGAUUACAUGUACAUAUUGUAAGCUUAUAGACAAUGGGAUUUGUUUUUCUGACUUAGAAUUGUUAUUGGAACAAACAACUUGGGCUCUGCCUCCCCACCCCCCAUGAGUGGAAGAGAUCCUUCUGCUCAUGGAAGGACAUCUUUUGUGAGUUCCAUUCUUCUUCUAUGAACAGAUGCUUCUUUCAUUCAUUGAGUUUAAGAUUAGGAUCCAACCAGUGUUUCCUCCCAUACCUCAAUUAUUUUCCCUAGUAUGAAACAGUUAACAAGUGAGAAUCUAAAACAUAGUGUUCUGGUGUAUCCCCAGCUCAUAACAAGAGUGCUCCUGUUUAGGAUCUCAGCCACCCUAGGAAAGGAGUCCUUUAUGAGUUGGUGAAAGGAGGAAGGAGACCCCUUUCCCCCAUCCUAUCCUUCUGAAACCUUCCUCUGUUGUUGCUGUAUAUCACUGAAUGGCACUGGCUGAGGUCUGACUAUCAGCACUGAGCUGUCCCAGUCGUACCUUGGAAGCCGAACGCCUUGGCUCCCAAACAAAUCGGCUCCGGAAUGAUCGAAACCUGGAAGUGACUGUUUUGAACUAUUUUCAAAAGCUGAACGUCCAGCACAGCUUCUGAUUGGCCGCAGGACAUUCCUGCAGCCAAUCAGAAGCUGCGCUUUGGUUUUUGAACGGUUCCGGGAGUCGAAUGGAUUCCUGGAACGCAUUCUGUUCAGAAACCAAGGUACCACUGUAAUCAAGAUACACAUUACUAUCCACAUCAAGAACCUUUUCUCAGUUAACUGGCUAUGCUAGGUUUGUCUUAAUCUUUUGAGUAAGAAAUGCAAAUACAGCCAAAAUCUUUGCUGUAGAAAAGUCAAGAUUUAAGGAAAUCGGAGUAGAGCGCCCAGGAAACUUGGAGGGAAGACAUUGCUUUGAAUAUUGACACUUCAUAAAACUUUCUGCUUCAUAGAGAUGGAAGAGUCCAGCUGCCCAGAAGAUGGUGAUACGUCUAUACUCUUACUACCCCUUAGAGCACGAACUCCAGUUGUGACUGUACCUGUAGAUGGAGAAGUUCCUGACUUAGUUUAUUCCAGUGGAAAGACAUGUGAGCGAGGCCGGCAGUCCUUUGGUUUCUCAGGAAUAAGCAUAUAUGGCAAGUCAAAAAUAUUAGGGCCUGAGGACAGGAUGUGUGAAACCUUUGUGCAUGAAAAGUGUAGAGAAGAAAGACAUGGGGUGAUCACACAGUCUGCAUUCCCUAAUGUAUCAGAACAAAAGAGACAAAGCAAGUGGCAGAAGUACCAAAACACAACUCAUAGUGACUUGAGAACUCAAAACAGCAGCGAAGUGGUCAUGACUGAUGACAUCCGAGCUGAGAGUGCCUUUGGAAUGCUACUGCAUGACAUAGGAGAGGGUUGGAGUCAUGCCAUCAAUGAAAGCCCUCCAGACUUUGGGCAUCCGCAGAUGCUGAAAAGCGUGCUUUGUAAACAGCAGCGAAACUUUAGCAGCCAAGAUUCUGUUUCAGAAGGACAGAAACUUUCUCUGCACUUAAAUCAGAAUUUUUCCACUGAGGAAGGACUAAAGGUGCUAGGUCAGCUGAAUUGCCACAGUUCAACCAGACACACCAAGGUAUAUAACUGUUCACAAAAGUCUUAGGAAUAGAUUUUGCCAAAGCAGCUUCCAAAAAUAGUUGUGAAUAUUUGAUAGUUUAGUCAUAUGUUCAUCUAUAAAGUGGUUUGUUUGUUUUUUACAUAUUCAAGUAGCAUUUAUGGCUCAAUUUGAAAUAUUAUAUAAAGGAAAUCAACCCUGAUCUUGCAUUUUUUUGUCUACAUCAAAAAAUAUUUCACUAUAGAACAUCAGGUUCCUGACAAUGCUUCUCUGACAAAGUCCUUGACCACCCACAGAAGUGGCCCAGUGGAGGUGGGAGUUAUAUGUCCUUGUACUGCAUUAUGGUCCUUAGGGUUGCUGCUUUUCUUGAUUGCAGAAAUGUAAAAGGGGCUUGCAAGCAUCCUCUUCCUCUUGUUCCUGCUCAGUGUUUUGACUCAGCAGUGCAGCAAAGAACUGGACUGUCUCCCCUUGUAUAUGCAUUGUCAUGUAGUGCUGCAACCAGAGCAAUCUGACAAAAGUCCCCUUUGCUAUUCACAAGAUAUCCUGCAGGUGGUGAUGUAUUUGAAGAGAGCUGAAAACCUGUUGCCAUAGCAGUAGUUUUCCCACAGCUAUGGUGACAAGUCUUUGCUCACCCAAUCACUAACUGUGGCUCUGAGAAAUGGAGAAGUAAAUAGGCAGAAAGAAUGCAAACAUGAGUAUAAAUAUCCCCAUGAUUGCAGUUUGUGGGAUAUUUAAUGUCAGUGUGGAAUAAGAGGGUGGUCAGUGCUCUAAUUCUAAUAUGAUAUGCCUGAAUAUAUGUUACCCAUGUAUUAAAUCAGAUGGAAAGGAAAUAUGAUUUUACAUGCAUACCUUUUAUUUAUAUUUCAGAACACCUGUGAAUUGUUCUUUCCCAGUGUAGAAAUGGUGAACUCUACCAAUGUUCCUAAGAGACAGAUGUAUAUCCCAGCUGAGUUUCAGUCUCCUGCACAUUAUAAGCAGGUUUUUACUUCUGCUUUGAUGGGUAUGACUAACACCUUUAAUUUCCACAUUGCAGUACAUUCACUGAUGGUUGUUCUUAGAGGGCAACAUAAUCUGAGAUAAAAUAUUGAGUGAGCAUCCUCAUAACAGUUUUUUCAAAAGUUGCCACAUGGAUUUGGCCUUCAAAAACACAUUAUCAGCCACCUCUGUGUUUGCUUGUGCAGUCUAAAUUGCACCAUCUCAGAAAAUCUCACCUGUACCAUUCUGUGCAUUGUUUUCAUUUUGGGUUAAAAGCAAUCAAAAGCUCCCUGUAUUUUAAUGGAGAAGCAAUGCUGGAGAAGAGGAUGUUUAACUGCUUUGUUCCAUACCACUUUCCCAGUCUAAAUUGCUUCUUGCAAGCUGCAUUUCUCUCUCUCUCUUCCCACCCCCACCAACCAAAAUUAACAAACUUUUAGGGGACCAAUUUAGAAUGGGCAGAAGGAUUAAAUUUCCCAUAAUUGCUGUUCACCCCAACAUUUAAGUGCAAAUUUGUUUUUAAGUGCAAAUAAGACCAUCAGGAGUUCUAACUAUGGUUCCUCAGCAUAAUACGUAGUUUUCCUUGGGAAAAACAAAUGGUAUACCAAAAGAUACAUGACUGAAGCAAGGAGCCCAUAAUAUACAGUAUGUUACAUAUGAAGUACGAAUGAAAAAAUUAUAAAAGCCACAAACCCAUGGAUAAGCAGAAUGCAGGACUUUGGCGUUAUUUAGAUGCUUCAUUGCCAGUGCUCUGGGAGUAGUUGAACUGCAGUUGCUGAGCUUGGAAAACCUUCAAAACAUUUGCUAUUGUUCAAAGUAUUGAACCUAAAAUUGUGGAAAACGUAUUUGAUUCUUCCUCUAAGUCAGCAAUCACUAUACGGUCAAAUAAUUCCAGGGUGUUUCAGCCACUGCCUGAAGACGAAUUCGCAAGUUGUUAUUUCUGGGGAGCCACUUUGUGGUAACUAUUUAUUUACUUACUUCAUUUAUGAAUUGCUUCCUAUGCAACGUUCUGAAGUGAUUUAUCCAUAAAAACAUCAACAACAAAAAACCCAUUUAAAAACAAGAUCAAGUGCAAAACAGGUAUAAACUGGGGGCAAAACUCUCCAAUUAAAAGGCUUAUUGUAAAGGGAAUGUCUUCAGCAGGCACCUGUUUCUCAUGUAAUGGGAGUUCCAAAUGGUUGGUGCUGCCACACUAAGGCCCAAUUCCUACAGAGUAUAGAAUUGGCUUCCUGGUUGGGUACAUAAAGGGUGAGAUGGUCUUUUAGGUACACUGGUCCCAAAGUGUGUAUGACUUUCUACCAGUCCCUUGAACUUGGCCAAUUGACUAACUGGAAGCUAGUACAAUUCUUCCAAGUGUGGUGUAAUAUGAUGGUGAUAUUCUGCCCCAGUUAGCAGCCAAGCCACUGCAUUUUGCACUAGCUGCAGCUUCUUGAGCCAAUCCCACAGGUAGUUCCACAUGGCACAUUUCAGUAAUCCAAACUGGUGGUUACCAAAGCCUAGAUUUUAGAAGUGAUUCCAUUACCUUUAAAGAGUCGCAAUGAGAAACUGGUUAGAUUUCUGGAGGAGCUCAAAUUAACAAUAUUUGACACACAAAGGAGUUGUAUUUACAGUUAAUAGGUUCUCCCCACUACACUGAACUUUUUUUAAAAAAAAUACUUUUUAUUGUUUCUAUUUUGUGUAAAGAACAUUUAAACAUAUUGCUGUUUGAGCUGUCGCAAAAACUACACCGAGCUCUGGAAAAAGUGGAUAUAUCCUUCUAUACCUCAGUGAAAAGGGGGCAAGGACAAGAGAAUUCAGCCCCACUCUGCAACCACAAGAUGGCGAGUAAACUUGUUACGGUUAAAAAAGAAGGUCGAAAUAAGGUAAGUUUCUUGAGUAAUCUCAAGUGUACUCUACAGAAAUAUUACAAUACAUGCUGAAGGUCAUUUCAUACAUAAGUCCAUAGAUUUAUAUAUUUUUGUAAAACUGAGUGGUUAGAAUAUCUAAAUUGCUGCAUAUAGAAUUGUGUUUAAUGAAUGAGCUUACAUUUUUAUCAUCUACAUCAAUAUUAUUAAAAAUGAUUAAUUACUAUGACAGUGGGGGGGGGGUUGGAAAUCAUAAUAAUGAGAUGCUGUAGUACCCCACUCCUAUGCUAAUUUAUUUGGAUUGAGGUCCCCCUGAUUUCAAUGCAACAUAUUUCAGAAUAAAUGGGUUCAGGGCACAACUAGAUGUAAUAAUGGGUUGCAUUCCUGGUUUUGUUUAUUUCGCUGCUAAGCAUAUGCUAUGUUAGUUUUCAAUACAGUGGUGCCUCGCAAGACGAAAUUAAUCCGUUCCGUGAGUCUCUUCGUCUUGCGGUUUUUUUGUCUUGCGAAGCACGGCUAUUAGCGGCUAUUAGCGGCUUAGCGGCUAUUAACGGCUUAGCGGCUUAGCGGCUAUUAACGGCUUAGCGGCUUUAAGAAAAAGGAAACAAACUCGCAAGAACUCGCAAGACGUUUCGUCUUGCGAAGCAAGCCCAUAGGGAAAUUCGUCUUGCAGAACGACUCAAAAAACGGAAAACUCUUUCGUCUAGCGAGUUUUUCGUCUUGCGAGGCAUUCGUCUUGCGGGGCACCACUGUAGUGUGAUUGGUUUUUUUUCAGGGUGUUGUCCAAAAAGUGGGGGGCUAUUUCUGGAUCUGUUAAUCUUGGGAGUGUUCUCAGUCAUUGAUUAAUGCAGCUAGAACUUAACGGGAUAUGACUUUUCAAGAGUACUAUCCACCCAAUGUCAAGCUCUUUUAAGGCUCAUUUAUGUCAAGGGCAGUUGGGAAUGGGUUUCAAGAUGUGAGAACUGUAAAGUGCUUAACUUUGGCUGAAUCGUGGAUAAGGGAUAAAACUGCAGAAAGUUACACUUGACAUUGGCAAGUGGGUUAAUGAUCUCUAUUGCUCAAAUUCUAAGCCUUAAAAAAUGAUAGGCAAAAUGACUAAAUGACGAAACAACAUACCGUAAGUUUUACCAGGUACAGGGGAAUCCCCACUUGAAUGCAAUCAGCACGUGCUCUCCAACUUGCACGCGUGCCAAGAACAGUGCUGAAAAGGGGCAGGGGCGGAACGGGGGAAUUUCCACUUACACAUGCCCUGAUACGGAACCCCCGAGUAAGUGGGGAUCCCCCUCUACCCCACAGGGGAGUUGCAGAAAGAAUAUGGUUGGUAAAGGGAGCCAUGGACUACAAAAGGUUGAAAACCUCUGCCAAAACUGUAGACAAAGAAGUGCUAAACAGAAACAACGCAACAAAGGCAGACAAUUUCAGAUCAUGGGUGCCACCACAGGGAAUAGCUUUCCUUUGGUUACUGAUCUUGUUGUUGAGGAACCAUGGCUCUAUGAAGCUUAGUUUUCCCUAACUUUCACAACCUUUUUCAGAAGUGAAGUUUAAUACUUUUAAUGAGCUGGUGUACGGUGGUCAGCCUUUUCCAUAUAACUUAGCUUUUGGGCUUGCAUUUUGUUCUAGGGCCGCCUUUUCUAUGCCUGUGAUGCUCCUAAAGGUAAUCGAUGCAAUUUUUUUAAGUGGCUAGAGGAUGUAAACCCUGGACAGAAGGAAAGUAGGCCUGGUGUUGUACUUCACGACACAAAGAGUAUUGGAACCUACCUCAGGAGUCAAAAUGUUUCCCUCUAUGAAGAAUGCCAGCUUCUGAUGAGGUAUGUUAACUAAACAUGAGUAUUACUGCCUGGCUCAGUAGAAAUUGAGCUACUGGUCUGACAUCAUACUUUGUUAGAGAAAGGUAAUAAUCACAAAUGUUCUCUGCUACUUCAGACUUGACCUUUUCACAUUAUUUUGCAAAAGUGUCCGUAUAUAAAAAAGCCCCAGUAUUACCUGAGAGUAUCAGGGCAGGUAGCGUGGAGACCCAGUAAGAUCAAGGCAGUAGCACAGAUUCAUAGAGCUACUUUACCUCAGCUUUAAUAUUUGUUAUGCAGCAUAGUGUUCAAGAAAUUCUUCCCUGAAACAACUUGAGUGUAUGAAGCUGUUUGGAUACUUUUAAAUCAUCAUUUCUUAAUAUUAAUGAAGAGUUUAAUAGUUAUUUAAUCAAUAUUGCAUGUGGUAUGUGUGGUUGUUCACAUAAUUUAGUUGGUUUUUUUACUCUGCUGCAGUCUUCUGGUAAAUCAGUAUUUGUGUCAAAUCUAAAGGCAGCCCAGAAAUCAUAAUGUCUUAUUCAGUAUAUUUCUCUCUCUUUUUUUAAUAGGAAAGCCUUUGAUAUUCAAAGGAAACAAUUUGGUAAACUGAAGAAAUUCAAUAUUGCAAAUGCGAACCUUGAUUGCGAUUCUAAGAGCAAAUUAUAUCUUAAGCUGAACCAAAAGGAGCACUCAUCUGCGUACAGCAAAGGUGGGUGGACUCUUGUCAUCUUACUGUAACGGAGCAAAACGUAGCUAAAACCAUUGAUAUCACACAUAGGAGCCUCAGUUAUUUUGAAGUAUAUUCACAUUAAGAUUUGUCUUUGGAAAUACUGCAUAUGUGUGUAUAUGUGUACAUAUAUCCAUUUUCAGGGUGUUGACUUGCAUAGAGGAAAGGAUUUCCAUUUCCAGUGUGGCCUGAUUUAUAUAGCUCAUACAUAGAUUUCUGUUCAAAGGCAUUGCACCCUGACCUUUAUGCUAUACGUUGCUUCUGUCUAGUGAAAUGAACUCAUUUAGGAAAGUGGUGCCUGAGACUGUAUAGGCAGUCCUCUCUCUAGUUCUAGUGACCAAACAAGAUUAAAUGGUAAUAUGUCUUGCUAAUUAAGUUUGAACAGCAUUGUUUCCUUUUUUAAAAGACACAUGAUUCUCACGCAAAUGGAUGCAGCUUUCAAAGGAAUACCAUAUCAAUUUCAUGACACAGCACCUGUGAUGAAAGAAAUACUAAUUAAUCUUAGUAUAAGAUGUAAGAGAAUACAUGAGAACACUUACUACUGACUGUGUCAGAAAAGUGAGAUGUGUGAAGACUACUUGUAGCUCCUCGAUACUUUGGUUACUAAUAGAUUUUGUAGCUUCAAUCCACGGUUAGCAUAGCACAUCUUCAGUUGCAGUCUUUUUUUUUUUGCGGGGGUUGGGGAGGGACCGCUAUUCUAGAUAUAUCAAAUAAUUGAUAAGGCUAUCACUUUGUUAGAAUUAAUCCUGGUAUCCUGGAAUUGUCCUUUUGUUUAUGCCUUAAUUGGUUAAAAAGUGGGUUAUUGCUACAAGUGGAUAAUCUACAUAUCAAUGCAAUUUCAUUUUAUAAAUUAACCUGUGUAGGCAGUUGUCAUAACUCCCCACCCCCAUUAGUGCAAGAUUAAAGUGCCACACAGAACAAAAAUUAAAACAAACCUUGGGGAAAAGCUCUACAAACUUAAAUAGAAAUCUUGAGACUACGUUAAUACUUAAUAUGAAAAUAGAUAUACUGUACAAUCUAUGUUUCUAUUCAGAAGUAACCCCCAUUCGUUCAAUAGGAUACAUAGGAUACCUAGUAUUGCAGCCAAAAUUUACCUGACACUGUUUAGUUAAAGAAGGCAAAGCACACAAGACUCCUUUGGAACAAGCAGAACUAGGAAGUAAAAAAUAAGAUGGGACAUAACUUAUUUUCUGCAAAAGACUUAGUCCAGAUUUGAUUUUGUCCAUUCAGAAGCUGGUGAUUUGAUGCAACUGAUAAAACUCAUUUACUCAUUGACAGAUGAUCUUUGGGUUGUUUCCAAGACUUUGACCUUUGCACCCUUGGAUACUUUCAUUGCAAGCAGUGUUUUCUACGGACCAUCCUCUAGCAGUGAAUUGGAGUUGGUACCUCUCAAAGGUUACAGUCCCUCAAACUGGCGCUCAAAUAGUAAGUACACCCAACUCUUAAUAUGCUAUGAAACUGAAUUAUCAAUUUCUCAAACUUUUGGUAUGCAAAAGGGAAAAAAGCCCAAGAGAAAUGAUGGCAAGAUGAAAGAUCUAAUAGGCGUGAAGGAAAUGCCCAGAACAAUUUUUUAAUUGCCAUAGAGAUGUGAUGCUACAAGUGAAAUAAUGUUAAUUUGAAAAGCUUAUUAAAUGGUAUUCAUAUAUUUGGCCCUUGAAAGUUGAGUAAUGUUUUCAUUUAUUUAACUAAUCCUAAAGUGAGAUAUCUGGUAGCUUGGGGAGAGGAGGAAAGCAGGGGUGGAGAUAGUGUAAUAAUGAAUUGGGUAGAAACACAAUUGAUUACCUUUCUUGGAGGAUCACAGACAUGGCUGAAAGUGUAUGGACAGCAUACAUAGUGACAGAUAUAAGAAACAGGGGAACUAAGUACAGUGGUACCUAGGUUUUCGAACAUAAUCCAUUCCGGAAGAUCAUUUGACUUCUGAAGUGUUCGAAAACCGAGGUGCAAAGGGUGGCCAGCAAAUUCCAUGGAGAAAAUUGAAAAUAACUCAGCGGAAGCGGUUUGACUUACGAGGUGCAUUCGAAAACUGAAGCAUUUACUUCUGGGUUUUUGGCGUUCAAAAACCGAAAUGUUAGGCUUCCGAGACGCUCAGUGGGUAGUAUCUGAUGCAUCACAAUGCAACAUAUGAACCCUCCUAUACGGGUUCAUAUUAGUAGUGAGUGCAGCUAUAACAGGCAGAGAAAUGCAGAAAUGUAAAAGAAUUUAUUUAAGUCUUGCAACAGAGAUGGUAUGAAACAAAUUAAAGCCUUGUUUUAAAACACAGUGAAAAAUCAUACUCUAUUUGGAGUGUACAUAUUAUAAUUCCUUAUCAAAAUAGAAUACCUUACAUUGGUGUGAAGGGGAGCUUUUUCUAGUACAAUACAGGGGUACCUCGGGUUACAUACGCUUCAGGUUACAGACUCCGCUAACCCAGAAAUAGUGCUUCAGGUUAAGAACUUUGCUUCAGGAUGAGAACAGAAAUCGUGCUCCAGCGGCACGGCAGCAGCAGGAGGCCCCAUUAGCUAAAGUGGUGCUUCAGGUUAAGAACAGUUUCAGGUUAAGAACGGACCUCCGGAACGAAUUAAAUACUUAACCUGAGGUACCACUGUAGUAGGUACAAGGAGUUGACUCUAUACAGUGGUGCCCCGCAAGACGAAUGCCUCGCAAGACAGAAAACCCGCUAGACGAAAGAGUUUUCCGUUUUGGAGGUGCUUCGCAAAACGAAUCUCCUAUGGGCUUGCUUCGCAAGACGAAAAUGUCUUGCGAGUUCCUGCGGGGGGUUUUUCCUCCCCCCCCCUUUUUCUAAGCCGCUAAGACGCUUAUCCGAUAAGCCGAUAAGCCACUAAUAGCGCUAAUCCGCUAAUCCGUCAAUGGGCUUGCUUCGCAAGACGAAAAAACCGCUAGAUGAAGAGACUCACAGAACGGAUUCUUUUCGUCUUGCGAGGCACCACUGUAUUGAGAUCACAGUGGUGGUCAAAGGGUUGAAUCCCCAUGCCCUUUCUCCAGCCAGGGCCCUUACUCCAGAUUAGUCCCCCUAUGUCUGCUAUUUACUUUUGGGGGGGAGGGGGCAAACAGUCAUGCAAGUGUUAAUUUUCUGUAGCCAAGUACAUUUAGUUACUCUUCUUUCUUGUAACAUUUCUUCUUCUUCAGUGAUUGUUCAUGCUUUGCUAGUUUGCAACGCUAGUACUGAGCUUACAACUUUGAGAAAUAUAGAAGAAAACAUCCGUUCAGGCACUUUACCAAUAAUGGAGCAUCUGCUAACAAAGUAGGUAGCUUUACUAUCUAUAUUUCAGUUCAGUUUUUAUAAACUGUAGAUUGUACUAUCAUUUGAAAUAGGUGGGAAAGGAUAAUGUUUUAUGCUGCAUAGAAUGAACAUUGCAAACUAAUUUCUCUUUGGAAAUAUACAAGAUAAGACUGUGCAGAUACUAUUAACAGCAUAUAUUUGCACUCACUGUGUUCUGGCAAUUUUCUGAAAACUAAGAAAACUUUCAAAAACCAAAGUGGAAUGUAUUUGUUUUAGUAAAAUUACUUUAAGCACCUGUAGGUGAAUUGUCAUAGCUGCAAGAUUCUGUAUAUUUAAAAUCAGACAAAAUAGGCGAUGAUGAAAUUGUUUUGGUUAAGAAUGACUUUUAAGAGGAGCACAAUUCCCACUGCUCAUGUGUGUGCAUGUGUGCAACCCCCCCAAAAGUAUUGAAUUUGAGGGGGGGGGACUGAAAAGGUGGCAAACUAUUUAGAUAAAAAGUAAAACAACUUGAAAUGUGUGAAUGUAGAGUCAUAAAGAUCGUAAUUUAUUUUAAAAAUGGAUGCAGAUUCAUACAUUUAGUGAUGUAAAUAAAUUUCAUUUAAAACUAUAUAGCUUAGUGAUAUUCAAAGUUAGACACAUUGAAAUAACUUAAAUCUAUUGGUUUCAGUGGGUCUACUCAGAGUAUAACUAAUGUUGGACACUGCCUUUUCACUCUCUCCUGAUUUAAAUCCUUUAAUUAACACAGGUGUGAUUUAAUUAUAUGACAAUUUGCCUCUAAAUGUACCCAAUAUUGUACUUUUUAGGUCUUUUAAAGCUUCUAGUAGCCGAGUCAACAAGCGAAAAUUUAAACCACCUGCCUUAAACACAAAUACAAUAACUACGGGAGCCCUGAGUCCAGAAACUAUUAUAAAUCUGGCAAACAAUAUGAUUCAGACAUUUCAUCUGAAUAAAGAUCAGGCUACGGCACUGAUUCAGAUAGGUGCCAUGAUGACAUUGCAAGGAAUCGAUACAGAAACUGGGAAACGGCAAGCCCUUCCAAUAACAAUCAUACACGGUAAAUUGUUUUAUGCGAACUUAAAUAGCUUGCUUCUACAGUUCUGUCUUUAUUUCAAACAUUUAUUGGACUACCCUCACUUUGCCGGCAACUCCUCAUUGCACCACCAAACAAGUGGUCAAGUGUGCCUCCAGCAAGAGCCCAUGUUCAGCAGCCCAUGGAAAAUCCUGAAAGAGGGUGCUGUGGAGAGGAGGAGGGCUUGAGCUGGCCUGGGGUCUACUGUUACUGCUUGAUGAUAUUGGACCCAAUUUGGAUCUGAUGGCUCCAUUGCAUUGGCUCCAGUGUGGCCCAACGCUUCUCCUACCCCACCCUUCCACCCAGUGUGAGCAGAUGGACUGCAAGGACCGUGGUGGCCCCAUCACCCUGUUAAGUCCUGCCAGUCCUCAGUGGAGAUUUAGAUUGUAGCACCGUAGCUAAACUACUGCAUAAAUUUGGGCACUCCAGAAUCAUUGCUGGCCCCAUGGCAGAAAAACAUUCCAUGCUCCUUAAGUUAAGGAUGCUCUACUUGCUGUUGUUAUUAUUUUUAAUAAUCUCCUUCCACACACGUCUAAAGGUGAUAUGCAAGUUAUAACAAAACUUAGGAGAGAGUUUUGUCUCAACUUGCCACUAUCACAGCACACUCAGAUGAUUUUGUUAGUGAACUUUCAACUGUGGUACCCAUUACUCUUUUUGUUUAGUUAGUUACAUCUAUGCAUAUGUGGUUAAGAAUAUUUUAUAUGUUAUUUUGCAUUUACUUGGGCUAAAUCUCUGAUUUCUCCACAUACAGGUGUGUUUGGAUCUGGAAAAAGUUAUUUGCUGGCCAUUGUUAUCUUAUUCUUAGUACAGAUCUUUGAAACCGGUGAAGGAACUGAUGGCAAAAAGUCGGUGCCAUGGAAAGUACUGAUCUCUUCUUCCACAAAUGUUGCUGUGGACAGGGUACUGCUUUGGUAAGUACAUACAGUUCUGCAUAGGACAUGUUUUGUUUUUCUCUUGCUGCUUCAGUAACUUGCUUGCAUUGUUAAGUCAUAAACUCUGCCACCUUCCCUGGAUCCUUCAAAGUAGCACAAUGUGUCUUCCACUUUCCUUGUUAGAGAUGUUGUAUAGAAGGCACUUCCAAACUAACUUUCGAAAGCAACCUUUUGUAGAGUUAUGAAAAGAAUACCACUUUUCACUGUAUGAAUGGUGUAUCCAUAUUGCCUUGUAUUUUUUUAAAGCUACAUGCAGAUUUUGGGGGUGUACAGGGCGGGGGGAGGAGCCCGGUUGCACCAAUGGGAGUCCUUCUACUGGCUUCAGGUUAGUCUGUCUUUGUCCCUGAAGCAGUCAUUUGGCUCCUCACCAGAAUUGCUACCAUUGGUAGAGACUUUCUCCGAAAGCAUUGGCAUUCUCCAAGUUUGCAUAUGAACAUUUCCUGUUUUAAAACUGGUGGGUAAAGAAUAAAGAAUGUGGAAAGAUGAAAUUAAAAUAAAGGUGCUAGAAUUCAUUAUAAUAAAUGUUAGUUCGUGUCUUUUUCCUUCCCCCACAGCCUCCUAGAUCUUGGAUUUGAAGAAUUUAUUAGAGUGGGAAGUAUUAGAAAAAUUGCUAAGCCAAUUCUUCCUCACAGGUAACAUGCCUAAAAUCUUCAGCCUGUUUGUUGUUAUUUAAUAGAACAUUUUGUGUGACAUAUAUCAUUUGAAAGUGAAUGAAAUACCACAUACACUGAAAACUUGAAUUAAGUCAAAUUCCCCAGCUGUAAUUUUGCUUGUGUGAGAGAAACAAUAGAAGCAAAGUAAGUUACUCAUUUAAAACUUGGGUGCUGUAGUUGGUCUGCCACUUAGCCACAGGCAAGACAUUUCCAGGCCAGUAUAUUGUGUGUUUUUGAUAGUAAGUCCCACUCAGUUCCUUGGAGUUGUUGGUAAAUAAGUAUGCAUAUGGCUGCAACCGUAAUCUGACUGAGGCUUGGUUUGCCCUCUUCACGGGACCCCUGUUGAAUUGUGUUUUCUACUAGUUGGCUUGUAGCCAAGCAGGGUUUGCGUAGAGACCCCAGUUGUAUGACCAGUUCUGCCUCAUGGAACCUAUACAAGCAGUGGCCACAAUUUGUGUGAUCUUUCCAAGGCACCACGAGUAUACAAAAUCAUAUUGAUUAAGCUAUCGGCUUCACACAGGUUUAGUCAAUCAACACUUCCAUGUAGCCCUGUGCCCUCUUACCAGUGGCCAUGUGGGACCAUCAGGAAUCUAAACCAGACUUACAUCUUCCUGACAUUUAAAAUGGGAGUAGUACUUACUCCAUACAUUCCCACACAUACAUUGCAUUGAUCGUUAGAGCUUCUCCAUGUGCUCCCAAGCACAUGAAGUAAGGCAGGUGGUGAUGAAAGAGAAUAUCUUUUUUGUAAUGACACUCCAUCUUUGGAAUUCUCAACUCAGAGUAGUUCAUCUGAUGCCUUUCUUCUUUGUCUUUGUACCAGACAGAUAGUUUUUUAAAAAUUUUCCCCAAAGGGCCUUCUUUUUCAUCCUGUGUUUUUAAUCAUCUGCCAGUUUUACAUCUUGCUGUGCUGUACUGCUGUUUUGUCAUCUUGAUUUUUUGUUUUAAUUAUGUCAAUUGUUUCAGUUUUUAUAAGUCAUUCUGAAAGCAGCUGUUGACAGGGAAAUGUAUACAUAUUUAAAUAAAAAAGAUGUUGCUGGAUUGUUAUCACUACAGAAUGUUUGAAUGGUCCUUCAUAUAAAAGAGUCCCUGCAGAUACAAAGAUUUUUUCUGGCAAUCCCUGACUUGCUAAAUUUUGGGUGCAAAGGAGGUGGCUUUUUGUUUGUUUGUUUUCUGUAAACAUGAGGGAGCAUUGAAACAUUUGGUCCCUUUUUGUAUCAUUUGCAAAAUAAAGCAAAGUACAGGAUCUGCACAUGGCGUCUUUUGUUACUAUCUUAAGGAACCUAUUUCUAGAUUUCAUCACCAAACUACAUGGAAAACAGAAGGGUGUCUUUUACGUAUGUUUCUUUACUAUGACUACAUUGUUUUCAUUCAAUAUUAUUAUCUACAAUUGAACAAUAUGUUUAAAGCUUGCAUGCUGGCUCAGGAUCUGAAAGUGAACAACUGAAAGAAUUGCAUGCUCUGAUGAAGGAUGAUUUAACCCUAGCAGAAAAGAUCUUUGUAAGAAAGACCAUUGAACUCCAUAAGCUGGGAACCAACAAAGCUCUCCUGCAACAGGUGAAAUAAAAUUAAGUGGCAUAAAAUAAGUACGUGCUGUACUAAUGUUGUACAAUGAUGGUGGAAUAAAAUCAUGCUUGUAUCCAACGGUGGUGUGAGUAGGCAGCGGCUCAUGUGACCGGUCUUCUUCUCCUCCUCCUCCCAGUUGUACCAGCUCCCAAAACCCUCUCCAGAAGAUUGGGGGGCUCUGAACAAUGGGGGCUAUGGGGUAUGGGACUGCAGUGUGAGGAUGGAAUUACCCAAAAUUGAGUUGGGGGAUCUUGCACUGGUGUAGCUAUUGCUGGAGCAAGAUCCUUUGAUCUGAAUGAGUUUCCCUACACCUACUAUUGAUUUGGAUCGGGAUCAUAGCUGUGGCAAAAGGUGAACAUAGGAAGCUGAGUAAGACGACAGUAAAUCACAAGAAAGCUCCCAUGAAGCAGUUGCUGAGGCUAAAGGUCCCUGCCUCCCAGCCAGCUAUGUCACCUUCUCUCCAGGGUUUUCCCCAAGCAAUUGGAGACGUUGCAUGCGUGUCUGUUUUUGCUCCUCACACUUCAUGCCUCUGCUGGUUUUUGGAGACCAUUGAGGGAGGGGAGCUUGUCACAGCAAGAAGAGGAGACACCCAUGCCUUGUCACAAGCCUGGCCCAUCUCUGCCUCUUGGCCUCUCUUCUCUUCUGCUUCCAUUUCUGCCUCUGAUUCUGGACUUCUCUCUUCUCACUAAGCCCUGUUACCUCUUCAGCUGUUACCUAUCCUCCUCCCAGUCAUCUCCCUCUUCUCAUUGUCGUCCCUUCACCAAUCCCCGGGCUGUGAGCCUUCUUCCCUUGGGGGUUCCCCAGCUGGUUCCUCCCACCAUUCCUCUGCAUCCAACCAGUCUGUGACACUGCUAUAUACUGUGCCAGACCAUUGGUCAAUCUAGCCCAGUCUUGUUUAUUCUGACUAGCAGCAGCUCUCCAGGGUUUCAGCAUGAAACUCUUAAUCUCAAGAGUCAUUGGUUCAAGUCCCAUGUUGGGCAAAAAGAUUCCUACAUUGCAGGGGAUUGAAGUCAAUGACCCUUGUGGUCCCUUCCAACCCUACAAUUAUGAUUCUGUGAAACCACAGUGCCAUGACCCCUCUACCACUGAGCCUUGAUCCCUUCCCCUUGCCACUACAGUGGUACCUUGGGUUAAGUACUUAAUUUGUCCUGGAGGUCCGUACUUAACCUGAAACUGUUCUUAACCUGAAGACCACUUUAGCUAAUGGGGCCUCUUGCUGCCGCCGCGCCGCCGGAGCCUGAUUUCUGUUCUCAUCCUGAAGCAAAGUUCUUAACCUGAAGCACUAUUUCUGAGUUAGCGGAGUAUGUAACCUGAAGCGUAUGUAACCUGAGGUACCACUGUAUCUCAAUCACUUUUGAGAUGUGUGAGUAACUUGUUUUAAGCAUUAGAACCCAAAGCAUAUGGCUAUAUGAAAGAUACACACGGAACUUUUUCUUUUUGCUCCCCCCAUAACAUAGGUAAGGGUAGUGGGAGCUACCUGUGCUGCCUGCCCAUUCUCUUGCAUGAAAAAUCUUAAAUUCCCUAUAGUAAUUCUAGAUGAGUGCAGUCAGAUGACAGAACCUGCAUCUCUUCUUCCUAUUGCAAGGUAUUUCCUCUUUUAAUAUUACAACUAAUUGAUGGUUGAAUUUCUUAUCUUAUUCUUGUAUGUAUUAAAAAGCUUAUGAUCUUGAGAAAAUGGUUUAGUCAAAAUAGACUGACUAAAUGCUCUGUGCAGCAGUGCAUAAGGUUUUAUGCAGCAAUGACUGCAGUCUGCACUAAAAAUAUCAAAUGAUGUAACUGGAAUAAAGUAUGUAGGUCUCUUCUUCACCAGUUUUCUGAAUUCCAGUAAUUUAUCUUAAGUGUAUGCAUGCAGAAUUAGGAAUGUUGCCAUUUUGAAUAUUUGUUUGUUCAGAUACUUUUGUCACACGUGGAAAGGAGACCCAGGAUAGUGGGGCUGGGAGGGGCAGUCAGUCCCAGGUGGGAUAUGCAAAGUGGUUGAAAAGAUCUGUUACUUAAAUCAUGAAGGCAAAUAACCAGUCACGGUCCUGGCAAAUUUUAGCAGUCCUAAGCCCUGGUAUUUUUAAUAAGAGGGUUAAGCAUGUAUUUAAGUCUGUUCUAUUGAAAUUCAUGAUACAUAGAAUGAUGCUUAAGAGAGCUUACAUUUGGCUGGAACUUGCCUAUUUUUCUUUACAACUAAUUUGUAUUUGGUUUUUAAACAAAUACAAGAACCAUUAAACACUCAUCCAGCAAUGCAUCUAAUGAUGUUUGUUUUAUCCAUUGACUUUACACAUAAGCUUACACAUUCAGUGUUCAAACAUAAUUACUUAACGUAACCCCUCCACUGAGAAGAUUGAGUGGCUGAUAUAGCAUGGUCUUGAAUUUGGUCGUGUACACAGUUAAAGAAAGAGGUCUAUAUUUCUUGGAAAAUUAUCUCUUUCCAUUAUGCCUUUAUUCACCUUCCUGUGUCUGGUGAAACUCAGACAUUGCUGUAUCCCAGAUAUUAUUUUCCCAUGUGUUCAGAGGUAUUUCAGAGGUUCUUUCAUUGUUGAGCUAUCGCUAAUCAUGCUAUGGUCAGAAAGAAGCCUAAUAGUUCUCUGUGGUGCAAGGUAGAGCCCAAGUCUAUGUCUAAAGAGAGUAGGGCCAAGGCAGGACUUGGAGAAAGAGGUUGGCUUGUGAUUGCAAGGAAGAUGAAAGCUUAAUUCCCUGUAGUUGCAGCCACAGACUGCAUUCUUAAUUAUAUUAUUUCGUUUUAGGGCACUAGGGAAUGAACUUCAUUUUGCACAAUGGUGUAGUUGAUGUUAAAACCUAGGACUAAAAGGCAGCACACACAUUUUAAAAAGAAAAUAAAUAAUGUGUGAUGGUCAAAAGUGGUUUUUUUUAUAGGUUUGAGUGUGAAAAGCUGAUUUUGGUUGGAGAUCCUAAGCAACUGCCACCCACUAUUCAAGGGUCUGAAAGUGCACAUAGUAAUGGUUUGGAGCAAACCCUCUUCGAUCGACUCUGUUUGAUGGUAUGUCUUGCUAUUUAUCCUGAAAAAGAGAUUCCUCCUAUGAUGCUAACCUUAUUAUGUGAUAGAACUUUGCUUUCUUAACUUAAUUUUGAAGACAUCCCUCUCUGUUCCAUGCACAACGUCCGACCCCAUUCUGGGAGCUGCCAGGAGGAAGGUCUAUGUGGAAAAGUCAUCUUCUGUGCACUGCCUUCUGCUGGCAUUUCUCUUGCUCAAACUCACAACGACUGGCUAUAGUUGUGACCCAAUGACUCUUACUCAUUUUGCUCUCUGAAAUGUACCAAAAGAUAUAACAUGAUCCUAAAAAUAUAGGUAGUUUUUAGUACUGGUAUGUACAGCCUGACAACAACUUCCUUCCCCCCCCCCCCAUAGGGACAUGAGCCAAUAUUGCUUAGGACGCAGUAUCGUUGUCACCCUGCUAUAUCUGCUAUCACCAAUGACCUGUUUUAUGAGGGGAGCCUGCUGGACGGUAUUUCUGAAGCAGAUCGAAGCCCUCUGAUUGACUGGUUACCAACACUUUGUUUCUAUAACGUCAAUGGCUUAGAGCAGGUACACGAUAUAUUUAUGUUUAAACUGUUAAGAUUAUAUCAUGCUUUAUUAUUGCCAGAGCAGUGUUGGAUUAUUUGGGACAAGUUGGUUACAAACCAAGGCAUCAGUUUUGGAUUUGAAACUUGCUUGUUUUUGAAGGUGCAAUACAGUGUUUAUGUAGCAAUAGAAGAAGAGGACAAUAACCCCCACUGUUUCUGCUUUUCAGUAGCUGGCAUUUGGGGCACAGAGCCUCUGAACCUAAAGCUUCCAUAAAGCCAUCGUGACUAAUAUCCAUUAAUAGACUUCUCCUCUAUAAAUUUGCCCAUAACAUCUGCCUAUCCCCUUUGUUCUUUUAUUUGCACAUGCUACUAAAGCACAGUCCAGCUUCCACUUUCCCAGGGCUUAAUUUCCAUAGCUUUUCCAAUCCCUUAUGCAGCCAACUAAUCAAUAUUUUGACCUUGAAAUCUUUUUACUUGAAUUGAGACUUGGAUAAUGCAAUGCUGCUUUAGAAUGCUUAUCCUUCUGUUUGGGGAUAAAAGUACACUUUGGUUAAAAAUCAUAUUCAGGAUGUUGUUCAAUAUGUAGGCCACAACACUCUUUUGAGGCUUAAAUCCUUUACCCAAAACUACAUGGAAGGAAGCCUCAAAUAUUGCAGUCAAACACAGGACUUCUUUGAUCAUCAUUUGUGAUGAUCUACAUAUGACUGAAAGAUCAUUUAGAAAUGUGGAAGGCUGCUUUUCUAUGAGUUAUUUGGCCAUUUAGCAAAGGGGUAAAUAACGUUUUUGACCUUGGAGGCCAGAUCCAUCGGUAUGUCUCCCCCCACCCUUCCAAGUGGGCCACUUUGACAGGUGGCCUAUGCACCUGUCAAUCACCUGACAUCACCAUUUUUCCUUUGCAGCUUGGCUUGUACUCAAGUUCUGUGGCAAAGAAAGAUCCCAGCAGAGCUUGAAAACAGCAUUGUUCAGCUGAAUGGCACUGUUUUAAGUCCUCUUUGGGGCAGGGAUUGGCUACCUUCAGGCACUCCUGACUGGGAGUGCCUAAUUGUAGCUGAUCCUGAAGUCACCACUGAUCAGCUGGUCACAGCUGACUUCCAGCCCCACUUUCCACAGUGAUCAUCUCCAGUUGGGAGAAGGAAGCUUUAUCUCUGAAGUAGCUCCCAUUCUGGGCAGAGAGCGAUAUCACUGGAAUGACUUAAUUUCAUGUGGUGAAACGGACACUGUUGAAAUGGCUUUGCCUGUUGGGUGGGAGUUUCUUCACACAAGUAUACAGCAUUCCACAUCAUUUCAAACCCAUGUCUGUCAGCAUCGCAUUGGAAACUAUCGCAAAGGCUACAUGAUAAUUAGACCGAAAUUAUUAUGAAUUAAGUUUUUUUCUUUGUUCCCCCAAGUGGGCCAGAUGAUAUCUCAUGGGCUUUCUUACAUUACAUAAUAUAUGUCUGUUUCUUUUUCUCUAGGUGGAAAAAGACAACAGUUUCCACAAUUUGGCAGAAUCAUUUUUCACUGUCAAAUUAAUCCAGUCUCUGAUUGCCAGUGGAAUAGAAGGAAACAUGAUUGGAGUAAUAUCCCUCUAUAAGUCACAAAUGAGCAAGGUAUAUUUUGCACACCAAAACACAUUUCAGUAAAAUGUUUAUCAGUACAGUAUUGAUGUAAAAAUUAAUUUUAGUUUUCUGUUUUAAUUUUCUGUUUUCCAAGAAGCUUUUCCCUUGCUUUCUUACUGAGACCUUCUAACUUUGCUAAGCAUCAUUACGUUCAAAACUAACUAAAGGUUAAUUAAAAAUUACCCUUCUUUUUACAGACAGAUUACAAUUUCUCAAUAAGCAUAGAAAUGGUUAUACUUCAGUAGGGUGAUAAUUAAGGUUCAGAAGGAACCUUAAUUAAUAUUUACAUUUUGCAUGUCUGUUUGUUGUGAGCAAGUUCAAAACUUAAUUGUAUCAAGUUAUUAAUAAAAUUUAAUUUUAAUUUUAUUUAAUUUGCAAAACAAUAAAUGUAAUUAUCUGGAUCUGUUUUUGUCUACAGAUUUGUAACUUGCUUAAUGCUGUACAUUCAGAUGCUUCCCAAAUUAAAGCAGUCCAAGUGUCCACUGUUGAUGCCUUCCAGGGAGCAGAGAAAGAAAUCAUUAUAUUAUCCUGUGUAAGGACAAAACAAGUUGGCUUCAUUGAUUCAGAAAAGAGAGUGAACGUGGCAUUGACAAGAGGGAAGCGACAUUUAUUAAUAGUGGGAAAUCAAAACUGUCUAAGCAAGAACAAACUAUGGAGAUGUAUCAUUCAGCACUGUGCAGGUAAAGCAGCCUACUUUUAAAAUAUAGCCAGCUAUUGCUAUAUUGUUCCCAGAGAAUCUAGUGCAAUAAAACAUAACCUUCUUUGUGUGUCAAUAUUUGUAAGUUCAUUUAUUACUGAUGAAAAAAUUGGUGUGGUGUAUGUGUAACUAUUGUAACUGUUAGGUUGAUUCUAAUCAUGUUUACAUUACAAAGUCACACUGAUUUAAAAAUACUUACAAGUAAAUAUAGUCCUUAGUUGACUUUUUGGCACCAGCUAAAACAUUAGCUUUCAGCUUUAACAGGCAUGGCAGGCUGUUGUACAAGAAGCCCAAAUCCAAACCUCUCUUGGGUGUGUAGAUGCUUUGUAGAUUAUUGUAUUAGGCCACUCUGUUUAGUGGCUAAAUAUUAAAAACUAAGAUUGCUUUAAUAUAUAAUUAUACUGUUUCACCACAGGAAGAAAAAAUGGAUUACAGCAUGUUAGCCAAUGUGAGCAGCAACUGAAUGACAUUAUUAAAUCUUAUGUGGAAAAGAAGAAGGAGGAAGACGAAAUGAACAAGGAAAAGGAAAAAUCCAAAAGAAAAUCACUAUCACAAAAAACGAGUGAUUAACUUUGUGCUGUUUCUAUGUAAAAUAUUUUAAAUACCUUGAAAAUCAGUGUUAAAACUUGUUAAUUGUUUUAUGUCCCACCAAUACUCUAGUUAGCUUUCCCCAACCUGAUGCCUCCAUCAGCCCCAGACACGAGGUUAGGGAAGGCUGGUCUAGUUACGUGCAUCAAAAGGUACACAAAAGGCAGUGAAAAUCAUAGAUACGAUCACUAGAAAGUGGGCUUUUCCUUUGAAAAUGAGCCUUUUACUUAUAUGUAAUUCUUUUAAUUGUUAUAAUGACAUUUUAAGUACUCUGGAAUAAAGUCAGGAUUU
This is a messenger RNA of Podarcis lilfordi (Lilford's wall lizard), 30420 nucleotides long. The record is from the annotation of a GenBank genome assembly. NCBI's taxonomy places the organism in Eukaryota, Metazoa, Chordata, Lepidosauria, Squamata, Lacertidae.